This is a messenger RNA of Bombus terrestris (buff-tailed bumblebee), 8459 nucleotides long. RefSeq lists its product as uncharacterized. Lineage: Eukaryota; Metazoa; Arthropoda; Insecta; Hymenoptera; Apidae. The annotation marks the transcript as partial. The record is from RefSeq and is a predicted model, not a curated record. The transcript has 2 exons.
CAAGAAACAAGGCCGCGAGAGCGCGGCAAAACAAAGAUAGCGCGAAUACGACACUAUUUGGCUGACGCUACAGACGACAGAUACGCGGCGGAUGACAGAGAAGAAAUGGAAGAAACUAGAAUCUCUGGUAGAUCCAGCGAUACAAAAUCGAUCGGUAGCCUCAGUCAACAUUUCUUCGAAAGCGACGAAGAUGAGAAAUACUACGGCACUUGCAAUGGUUACGCUUCGCAGCCUGGCAGCAAGUCAAACUUAUUGUUAUGCAGUGAAUGUGAUCAGAAAACCCGUACCUGCACGUACAGACCACAAACGCCUGGCUCCUAUUCUAGUAGAUACGUCGAGGAACGUUUCGACGAUCGACUUCAGGAACCAGGAACUUCCCGCACGUACAAAAGCCCGAUUCAUAUGUCUUCUCCUCGGUCGGUAUAUCACGAUCAAGAGCAUAGCGGUCAAUCUUCUUCACCUAGGUCGUUGUAUCGUGAUCAAGAGUAUCGAAGAGCCUGGCCCAAGAAAUACGAACAGGAGCUUGAUCGAAGGGACUAUGAAGACAGAGACCUGAAGCAGGACGAUGACAGUCCUGUCUGCGAAGUCUGUCAUGGAAACGGUCAUGUUGUUCAAUGCGAACAUUGCGAUUUUUCUAGCGAAGGUGAUUUAAUAUGCUUCCGAUGUCAGAGCGACGAAGGUUCGUCAAAUGGUCAAAAUUGUCCUCGUUGUGAAAAAAAUGACAGAAUAUUAUCGAGUAGGGUAGGAUCACAAAGGGGAACAACGUCAUCGAGCGAUGAAGGAAAGUACCCAGUAGAUGCUGUAGUCAAAAUCCAGGUUAACGACCAUAUGAUUGACGUAGACUCGGAUGAGACACCUGAAAGUGACUUAUCAAGCAGUCAUCACCACCAGAGGGGUACAAUGGACCGACUAGAUACUAUUGUUGAGGCAAAGGGAGACACUGCCAGUGAAAAUGACGAGGAAAACGGCGGUACAAAACUAAAUGGAACUAACAGCGCAAGAUAUCUCAAUUAUAUGAUCGUACUGUUUCUGUAAAUAACAUGGUUAUGGUAGCUGCAGUUGAGCUAUGGAUCAUGUUGGUAAAUGGAGAGUGUUGUUUCGUUGAAAUUAGCAGUUGACAGAUGAUAAAUACAGACACACUUGUAAUACUUUAAAAGUUUUAAAGCUUCAAAUGAUUUCAUAAUAUCUAUAUAACAUUUAUACUGCACUUAUUAUAAUACUGUUAUAAUAACGUACUAUUUGUAUGCUAGUAGUAUCGAUAGUAUACUAUUAUAACAUACUAUUAUACUCUAUAAAAACAAACCACUUUUUAAUAGUAUUUCGCUAUAUUGACAUUUAAGCUAAAGCGAUAUAAAGCAAAUAUAUAUCAGAAUAUAUAUAUAUAUUACAGGUUCCAAUAAAUAUUAUUUUAACAAUUUUUUCACAAUACAAUAGCAGACAGCUGUGUUUGUUUUGAGUAGAAUUUUUUCUAGUAAAGCAAAGUAGUCAACGCUACUCUAUUAAAAUCACGUUUCACCUCUAUUAAUUAUAACUCUAUAAUUGUUUCUAUUUUGAUUACGAAGCAUGAAGUAAAUAUAAAAUGAAACUUGGAUCGAUUCGAUAUAUUAAAAUUAUGAUUAUCAUAAACAUUCUCAAGAUGGAUAGAUAGAAACGAAGGAAAUGUCGUAUCGAAACAUUUCAAGCCCUUUUAUACGCGUAUACUAUUUGUAAACACUCUGAUAAAGGAUUUUUAAGAAACAUUUGGAGGAUCGACUCGCUAAUAUCCGCAACGACACUCUCCAUCCAAGACGAAGCAUUUUCAAAAGUGCUGGUUCGCUACACGAGAGAAAAAAUCUAUUGAUUUUAACGUGUCUCGCAACUUUUCAAAAUGUUCCGUGCUUCACAGGUUGUUGCUUGACAUCGAAAUUCGUUGCCGUAUGAUAUUUUCGGCGCCAUGGCUCGACUCGCAUGUAAAUAAACUGCCAAAGGAACAUUCAUCCGUAUAUCGUAGGGCCGUAUAGGUUAAUAGAUAACUCAUAAUGUUUAAAACGCUACUUGAGAGAAUGAGGAAGAAAGAAAGAAAGAUCGAACGAGAGAGUGGAGAGAAGAAAGAGAGAAUGAGAGAGGGAGAGAUGUUAUAUUACGUUCGACACGCGCAGUGUUACCAUAAGCUGAGAUCCAUAAUGCAACGAUCGACACGAUUCCAUGCGCGACUUUUAGAAUGGGUUUGUGCAGAAAUCGUGCUCGUUUUAACUUGUAUCUUUAUCGUCUUUCUUUUUAUAAUUCGUUCCUUUAGAACGUUUUGUAUCAAAUUCGCUUUAUUUCCCUCGAAGCAAUCUUCGUCGUUGGUAUAGAAGAUGCAAUUACAAUGAAUGAAAAAGAAAUUAAUUUAUUUAUUACGUAUCGUUUGUUACGUGCAUUUAUCGAAACAAAUUGAACGUAUUAAUUGGAAAUGUGUGAUCUGUGUUCGACAUGUACUUCGAAUGUUUCAUUUAUCAACUGAUAAAGAUUUGUACACAAACCUGAGUAACUCAUGUUCGGGACCAACUAAAGCCACCAUCAGCAUCACUGCUUCCGAUUUCUGCUUUCAUUUCCGGUCAUUAGAUUUCAUAUUUUUUGUUCUUUUUUUACAUAUACGGAAUACGAGAAUAGCGUAGAUAACUUGUGUAUGUUUCACUUAUGGAAAUUCUACAGUAAUUUCUUUUCAAUGAUACACGUUGGUUGAAGAAAAGAUUAAUCAGAAAAGUAGCGCUGAAAAAUUGAAUCUCACUACUACUGUACGUGUAAUUUUAUUUUUUUACACAUCUUUCCUUUCGAUGUGCCGAAACCAAACACAUAGGAAUUACGAACGUGAAUAUAUUUCAAGCAGAGCAAAGCAUUCAUAACGAGUCGUAUUAUCAGCUUGGAAAGUUUCAAUUCAGACGAACGACGAUAGAAUUACUUGUCCUCGUACUGACAAACCAUUUCUGCUCGAGGGCCUCAACGGGACCGAAUUUCUCCAGAUUCGAAAAAUCGAAACGGGAUCACAACCCUUCUUCCCUAUUUCCCCCGUGUUUAGAACAUUAUAUUACGUUUAUAAUAUAAUACGAUUUCGUGAUCCACAAUUUUCCCAUUUAUUCGGCUCGUUAUUUUUCAUUGCAGAAGUUAUUCGAAUGUUGCUUUAAAUUUUGUUCUCCAAGUCUCCGAGAAAGAGUUAUUUUUAUAUUUUUUACUUUUUCAAUCGCGAACGCAUACGGAGUUUCCAUUCGAAGUUUCAUAUCCAUUCCAGUCGCGAUCCUUGAUAUAGCGUUCGAGGAACAAAGUCGAGAAAUAUCUUUCCUCGAGAAUUAUUUAGAUAACAUAAAAAGGUGCAAAAACGAAAAAAAAAAAAGAAAACACCACACUCAUUAAAUAUCCGUAUUAAUUGUGGGGGAAAUAAUAAACCGCAGACUCGCCCGUUUGUAUCAUAGAGACAGCUAAGAAGAAGGCGGUGUAAAUCCUUCGAACUACAAAAUACGAAACGAUUUGUAAUAAGGAUAGCAACUUUUUUAGUAUUUAUAAACCAUCGAAUAGACUUUAAUAGUUAAAUACAUUUUUUUAACGUUCACUUUUCCCACUUUGUAAGCAGACCGCACGUUUACCGCUUGAACCGACGAGAUUUCCAUUUAACGAACGAAACGCGUAAAUCUAAAAGACGAGAGGAGAAAAGCAGCCAGGUAGAGAAGAAACGCGCAAAGGGGUAUAUCGCAUAGUUAUCUAGCUAGCUUCGAACACUAUCGAGGGACGUAUUUCAUGCGAAAGAUUCCGCGGGAUUAGACUUAUAUCAAUCUAUAUGGUAUUCACAGCGACAGACAUUAUCAAGAAUACAGCGCAAAGUCUAAGCGAAUAAUCGUUAAGAUACACCAGUAUCCGGAAACCUAUCUUACCUUGAAGCAAGGGCGCAAUAACUCGAAGGGUUGAAGAAGUUACAUCGUAUUAUCAGGAUGUUUAAAUUCUGCGAGCGACUAAAAUUAAAUACUUGUGCUGUGUACAUAUCGCAAACUCGGAUUUCCUCCAUUCCUCUAUAUACUUGCGAAGAAAUUUUUAAGAAUUUAAGAAUCAAUUGAAAGAAUUAGUGGUUAACCGUUUUAAGAAAAAUAUUUGCUUCUCUUAGCAUCAGGGCUGCUCUUCCUUUGUAAUUUCUUUUAUAUCGUUACUAUGGAAAGGAACUCUUCUGGUAAAUAAAAAGUAAUAGUAUAUCGAUAAUGUUACUAAAUGGUAUAAUGUUUAAAGGAUUAGAAGAUGAGAGUAGGUCGAGUUACUUGGUCUUUGCGACGAGGUAUCGGGUGUACUAUUGUUCUACUGCCAUGUUCUAAAGCUAGGAAGAACUUUGAAGUCAUUGAGUACCUAGUCCUAUGCAUCAUCGUAAGAUCAUUACACAGCAGACACUGGACGAUUAAACUCUCUCUCUCUCUUCGUUUUAUAAAAGUUUUACGCGCGAUCGCACUUAUUCAACGCUGUAAAAAUCCAUUUUGAUCGUGGAUACAGUUGAAGAUACAACGGUAUCGCUGGCGACUACGAUAAAACGGAGAGAGAACGUUCAAUCACAUUCGAAUAGGAAAAGAGGAGUCAGUUUAAUCAGCAGCCUUACUUAUACAAUUAUUAUCUACAUUAUUGUACUAAAUUUAUAAGCAUGAUUUGUGUACGUAUAUGUAUGUCGACGUACUUUUGAUUAUAGCCUUGAGAGAAUGCUGUGGACAACGAUAAUCUCUGAGCAACGUAUGGCUUGGUGUAGUACGUUUCCGGAUAGCUAUUGUACCUUUCGUUACGAGGAAUAUGUUCCAUUCAUUUUUGUUGCUCGAUACUCGUACCAUUUAUAAAUCUAAAAAUUCUAGGCUAUUUAAAUGGCUGUGAUACGUGUACGUUCAUAAUUUAUUACUCGUUACCAAAUAUGUACUUAGUACUUUACGCAAUAUGACAAUUUAUUUAUAUCGUUUUUAUCGUUUUUAUCGUAUUGUCUAUGUAUCGUUUACAUAUACCAUGUAUCUCUAAUCUGUCUACAGAUACGUCAGGAAAUGAUACCCUUUAAUUAUUUAGCCAGUUGCUCCGAGUCACGUCUUAUUUCAUAGUGUAGAAUAUUCCAGAGCACAGCAUUGAAACUGCUGAUGAACAAUUUGUGACUUUACCCAAUAUUAUAAGCCUUCCGAUAUCUUAUCAUGUAUUAAUAUUGUUUCAGAGAUACUAGAUUUAUAGUUGAACACUUUAAGCUCCAUCUUCGACAAAAGUGUCUUACCUAUACACGGGCGAACAAAAUAAAAUGAUACCCUAUUAGUGUAGCGGCUAAUUCGGUAUUUGUAUACACUCCUUUUUGUUAUUUAUCAAUUUACUUGAAACCCAUCUAAUUGAUUAAAAGCAAUGUUUAUGGAGAAAGGUGUGUGUACAUAUAUAUCAGUUUCAUUCACGGCGAUAGAAUAUCAGGAUGGCGCGGUUAAGGGAAACAAAGAUGAGAAUGUAGUGUCUCUGAAACCUUGGAACGCGGGCGAGGAGCGAGCUCGACGAUUCGCGAGAUCGAGCUCGCUCCUGCUCGCCUUAGUUUUUAUUCGAUUUUGAGAAACUCGAAUUUACACGAUCGAUAGAACUAACUCGGAUGAUCUUCGCGGUAUAAAUCUCCUCACGACUGUUUGCAUGAUAUUGAUUUUAUUGAAGAUGUUUAUCGGUGUUACGAAAGAGCUGAGACGCGCGUGAACGCAGAACUCAUUGGACGUCGUCUCGCAUUGUAGCGGGCACGAUUCGUGAAAGUUUGUUAACAAUCGAUCGACGUGGUCCGAUCGGCAGGUCGAUUCCCGUUAUACUAUCCGAUUGAUAUCUUAUGCAUGGAAACCUCCCAAUCGCCUAAUUGAUAUUGUUACGCGUAUUGUAUAAUUUCGUUUAAGCGAAUAUUGGACAAAAUGCACGGACACUCGAUGGAACCACGUACGUUCGGGAUCGAUGGUUCGAGAUACUUCGUCGGCUAGUGAUCCUUGCGAGAAUUUCUCUAAUCAUUUUGUGGAUCAUCAUCCUCUUGAGCAAUGAUUUGCAACUUGUGCCAAGAUUCACGACCGUCUUCCUCGCACUCUUCUCCACGUAUAUUCGUCAAUGUUCGCCAAAUGCUUGUCGUUGGUCAGUAAUUUCGUUUUUACGUCGUGUGUCUUUAGUUGUUUCAUUAGUACCAAUUAGUAUCGAGAAUUUAGCAGAUAAUAACGAAUAAGUAUUUAUGAAUAUUAUUUACGAAUAAGUGCCAAUAUUAUACAGGAAGUAUAUUUGUUACGUGUAUUCACAAGAUUUUAUAAAUAAGAGUAUUAAUCGUCAAUUACAAAUACAAUUUAACGAUUUAUUUUAUAUCGAAUGAAUGUUUAUCUACUUUACAACCUGUAAUCUUGCUUCUAUAGAUUCAAGAGGUUUAUUCGCAUUGAAAUCAGAAACAUUCCUUUCGCCGCAGCUUUACUCGCGUAAUACGUAGAUAUUUUUGAAAUUCCUAAAGUUUCUCAAUGUUUCUUUCAACGAUAUAUGUACCGUAUCGUGAUACGUCUGUUUUCCACAAAAUGAUUCAGAAAAUUCUUAAUUUAUAUUCGGAGUUUACGUAAUAAUAUUAGGCCAGUUCAUAUCAAGCGAUUAAUUAUGUGUAAAUAGUUCGAAUAACGUAAAGAAUAUUGUUCAGAAUUAAGUCGAAAUUAUUAUACGUGUUGGUAAAUUAGAGAUAUUUAAAUUAUCCGUUGUGUUAUACACAUAUUCGGCUCAUAAUUCGCAUGGGUUUCAACAACCGUUAAAUCUCCGAAAAGUGGAUCAUACAAAUUCGGGAAACGUACAUGUAACGCUGUUAACACCCUGCUGUUCUUUCCGGGACUAUGCGAUCCGAAAUGAAUGUUACGUUUCAAUGGACAUUAUUAAAAUAUAAAUAGUUUUUCAAUGUUUGAUUUCAGUAUUCUGUAUAGUGUUACAAAUAGAGAUAUUCCAAAGAACGAGGACGCAGAGCUGAGGAGAACAGCAGGGUUGAACUUAGUUAAAAGAUCGUUUUAAAAGAAGCAGUGAUUUUUUAAUAUAUCAUAUAAACAAUGAUUAUAUAAAUGACGUUGCUUUAAACGAUUGUCAUUUUCUUCGGUAUAUAAUUACUUUUGUCUUACGAUUAAAGAUAUCUAUCAUUUUUUGAGCUGAAUAUGUCCGAAGGCAUUGAAACGUUCGAGUCUGAUCGAUUUCGGCUUUCGAACGAAAAAUUCUCAAUAGUUUAUCCGUAAUCGGCUCGACUUAAGUAUCGAUUAACCAUUAAAAAUUAAACGUAUUUCCGUAUUUGUCAUCUUACUACCUCGGUUUCUUAUCGCCGCGCUUUAGCGUUAAAAUAAGCUAUCCGAUAAAGAUAAAAGGGGAGGGGGGAAAAAAAAGAAGAAGAAAUAGGAGGCGAGUCUCUUAAUGAAUGGUCACUCAGGAAUAAAGUUAUAAUGUAAUAACAGUUGCGAUAUUGAAUAUUAACAUUUAACGAACAAUUUUUUGUAAAUAGGAGUAUAAUUACAAAUAAAUAUAGAUAUAUAAUGAUGAAUAUAUAUGAUAAUAGUAUGAAGACGUGUAGAAGCUGCGUGCAGGGUUAUACAAAAGGUGCCAUGCGAUCGGAGCGUCGUUUCUUUCAACAAAAAGUUUACCAAUGUACAAAAGGGAAUUUAGCGGAGAAACCGAUCGUUUCUCGAAGCGAGGAAAGCAUAGCGGAUCAUGCGCGUGCCAAGGAAAAUAGUAAUCGUCGUUUCAAUAGCCGAAAAAGAGAAGAGCAGCGUUAGUGUAUGAUACUCGGUCGAACUUAGUUGGAACCGUUUGCCCCUUUUUUUUAUUCAAACAUUUCUCCGAUCUAACGCCUGAACGAUGUCAUCCUGCACAACUUUACGAUUGCCCCAAUAAAAGAUAACAAGCCUGCGAGAUAGUAAUGCGUGAAUGAACCGAUAUCUAUAUGUAUACGUGUGUACAUGAGGGACGAGGUAAGAAAGAGUGGGAACAAGAAAUAAGAGAGAAUGUAAACGCGUGGAAGAUACGUUAUGCGAGAGAGUCCACUUCCGAUUACAAAGAAUUGACCAAAACGUCUGCAUUAAGGUUAGAGCGCGACAUAUGUUAAACGAUCGUGACUGUCAGAAGGGAGACAACAAUCGAGCUAACGGGAAUCACAAAUAAAAUUUAUAAAGAAGAAAAAAGACAGACAGCGAGAGAGAAAACGAGAGAAGAGAAAAAGAUAUCACGGCGAGAACACGACUGUAACCAUACAAUUAUCAAUUAGACUCGUAACGAGUAUACAUUGCGUGUAUCAUCGACUAUGUACUGGAACACGAAUUAUGUCUACCCGCGCGAUUACGCGUGAAUUUUUGUCCAUUUCUACACGUAUAUCCGUUUCCUCCUCGACGAUAGAAGUUAUUUUUAAAUUUUCGAAACUUAGCUACGCCGCUCCCACGUGCGAGUGUCUGUACGAUCGGAUGUCAGUAGGAAUUCAGAAAUAUAAAUAGACGAUUGAA